CGCCGCCGCUCUGAUGCCCUCGGCUCUCCCGUGCCGGCUCCCGGAGCCCCGCGGAGCCCUGCCCGGAGCGGAGUGAGCCCAGCGCUGCCCCAGCCAUGCAGGAGCCGGAGCGGGGGGUGCCCAGCGCUGCCCCCGCCGCGGGCGAUGCCGCCCCCGCCGCCCCCGCCUGCCCGGACCUGGACACGCGUGACGGCGCGGGGGGUGACACGGACACGGUCGGCUGCCGGCUUCCCACGGGAUCGGAGCGGGACGGAGCGCCCCAGCCCCAGGAGGAGUCCCCCGGGACCCCCCGCGUUCCCCCGCCGGACCCGCAGCGGGUUCACUCCGCACCGGAGCUCGUCAGGCCGCUGCGAGCGAUGGAGCGGACGGACAGACCCCCCCAGAGCGGGGCUGACUACGGCUUCCUCGUGAGCCAGAACACGAAGCUCCUGAGUGCCCUGGAGGACCUGCGGCACCGCUGCUCCAGCCUGGCCGAGGAGAACAGCCUGCUGCGCAGGAGCUGCUUCCCCCAGACGGAGGAGAAGGUGAAGCACCUGAAGAGGAAGAACGCGGAGCUGGCGGUGAUCGCCAAGCGCCUGGAGGAGAGAGCCCGGAAACUGCAGGAGGCAAACCUCAAAGUGGUCACUGCUCCAGUGGCUCUGAAGGGCUCCAGCCUGGAGCUGUGUAAGAAAGCCUUUGCCCGCCAGCGUGCCAAGGACCUGACAGAGCAAGCCAGUGCCCUCCUGGCCAAAGACAAGCAGAUUGAAGCUCUGCAGCAGGAAUGCCGGGAGCUGCAGGCUAAACUCUCGGCAGGGAAGGACGACCCUCGCUGCCUCAACGUCAUCGAGUUUGACCGCCUGCUGCGGGAGUCCCAGCGGGAGGUGUUGAGGCUGCAGAGGCAGAUUGCCCUCAAGAAUUUCAAGGAGUGUCUGCAUCCCCCCAAAAUGAGCCCAGGCAGUGCCAGGUCGAGCACUGCCCCACGCCUGGGACCGAACACCGGCAGCAAAGGUUCACCUCUGCCAAAGGAGGCCUCCUUGGGAGACCCGGCGCUGGGAGGGAGAGCUCGCAGGGAGGUGGAACCAGGUGUGCAACCACUGGGACCUGCCUCUGAAGGACAUGAAAAUUUCCCUCCCAAAAAUGCAAUAACAGGCCAAGAGACCAGAAAACAGAUCCAGCAGCUGGAAUUUGAACUCAAGAAAAAGCGCAAAAAAUGUGAAAACCUUGAGCAUGAAGUGAGGAAAAAGCAUAAAAGAUGCAAAGAACUAAACUGA
Pipra filicauda (Wire-tailed manakin) is the source of this 1250-nucleotide messenger RNA. RefSeq names its product TSPO associated protein 1 (gene TSPOAP1). The transcript is spliced from 8 exons. NCBI's taxonomy places the organism in Eukaryota, Metazoa, Chordata, Aves, Passeriformes, Pipridae. Bases 96 to 1250 code for a protein of 384 amino acids. The record is from RefSeq and is a predicted model, not a curated record. Gene Ontology annotation, biological process: neuromuscular synaptic transmission.